Molecule: messenger RNA, 3402 nt
Organism: Nezara viridula (southern green stink bug)
Lineage: Eukaryota; Metazoa; Arthropoda; Insecta; Hemiptera; Pentatomidae
Source: the annotation of a GenBank genome assembly
UGUCAUGUUGCUACCAGCGGUCUCCGAAUCAGACCUGGACAGAUUUACAAAGUCCCCAUUCUCCUCUGUGGCGAAGACAGGGUAUCGUUGAGGGUCACGUUGGUGUCUUCUGACAGCGUAGUUACGGAAAUAAAAACAACUCUGCCACCUGGAUUCCACAUCCUUAUACUUCAGAUACCUGAUUCUAUAAUGCACAGCCAGUAUGGAAUCGUUAUGGAAGGAAAAGAACUCCAUUCUAACUUGAGAUUUAAAAAUUACGCACCCUUGGAAUUUUCUCCAAACUUCCUCUCGAUUGUUAUCCAAUCAAGCAGGCCUAUUUACAGGUCUUCACAGACAAUAAGGUUCAGAAUAUUGGUAUUGAAUACAGAAUUACGAGCCUUCGACAAUGCUGUAGAAGCGCAUAUAGUUGAUCCGGAUGAUUUUAUAAUGCGCAGAUGGCUUUCGGUUUAUACUAACAAUGGCAUCGCAAGUCUCAAGUUUAAGCUUCCAAGCCUGGCGAAGGAGGGAUAUUGGAAGAUUAGGAUUAAAGCAGGAGAACAAACAGAGGAGCUAAAAAUCAAAGUGGAGAAUUACUUCGAACCGUUAUACGAGAUAGUAUCUAAAGGAGCAAUCGUCAAUGGUGGUGAGGUGACUGUGAAAGGAGACACUACCAGUUUCCCUGUUGCUCUUUCUCCAGACAUGGCACCUGGGUUUAAAAUAAUAGUGUUUGCUGUCAGCAACUUCACCAUCCUAGCUGACAGUGUUUACCUGCCAUUAUCUGCAUUCAACAGGUAUGAGAUGGAGAUCUUUCUGAAUACUGGAAAGGAUUUUAGAGGUAAUAUGGUUGAACUAAUAGUAAGCGGAGAUGAAGGUGCAUAUAUUUGUGCUCAUUCCGUCCGAUCCAGUAUUUAUUUUAUGCAAGCUGGAAAUGAAAUAACAGAGAGUAGAGUAAUCAAUAGUCUAUCGGCUCUUGAAAACUUUAAAAAGCCCAUUAACAAAGUUACCACACGAUCUAGAGAUGGCAGCACUGCUGAGAAAACAGUUUAUUAUCAGACGCCUGAUUAUGGAAAGGAUUCUAAUCAAACAUUUGCAUUUUCUGGCCUACUCCUUUUUUCUCAGUUGAACUCAUCGUUUACUAAUGCAGGUGAAGCCAAAACCCAAGACGACUUUGAUUACAAAAUUCACAGGACAUCCCGUUCGACUGUAGAUCUCGGUGACUGGGGUUGGAGAGAAAUUAAAAAGAAUGAUCACGAAGGUAUCGAGUUUGAACCACUUGAUGCGCCUUUACUAAGUGACGACUGGUAUUUCACAGCUUUUAGUGUCAGUAGUAAAUAUGGUUUCAGCAUCAUAUCAGAACCUAUUGUAGUUGGUUUGAGACUUGUAUUGAAAAACAAUGAUCCAUCAGAAGCACUGGUUUUAGUAAGAAUGAUUUCAUCUCCUGAUUACAAAUUCGUGCACGUCGAACCUGGAGGUUUAGUCUCAAGUUAUUCAGCUCGUCUUUCUUCUGGGCAACACCAGCUACUGAUUUAUUUACCUCCUGAGGGGCAGGAACAUAUUGACUACCCAAUAGCACCAACAAUAGAGCAAGGAGAAAUUGAAGUACAAUUUGUUGCGUCUACUAUGUCAGGAAAAGCACUUCUUGUUCACAAAAUGACUGUUUUGAAGAGCUGGGUUAAACAUCUGGAGAGAUUUCAAUUCUGGUUGGACAUGAAAGGAGAAAUCACGGAAGUUCAAAAAUGUGGCUGGUUGAUUGAUAUAUUAGAUGAUGCCACGUUUCGAGAUCUCAAAGGAUGGAUUGCACCAAAAACUCUGAAAGAAGUGGCCUAUAGUGACUUGGAGAAGACAUUGAAUGAAAACAUCGCCCUUGCAUUAAAUCCGAUGGUGAGUUACACUAAGUUUGUCAACAGGAAACAACUAAGCACAGAAACUGGUGAUAUCAUCGGCCCCAUUCUACCAAAGGUUCCAAUGUGUGAUGAAGACAUAUUAGGAAGAUCUGGAAAAGGGACUGAUGUAACAGUCUUUGAGUUCAGUGUCAACCUUCUUCACCUUCACUACCUCAGAGUUACCAACAAGUUUAAACCCACCCUUCUAAGGACAAGCCUUGAAGAGUCUAACUCUCUUUAUGCUCAUAUCAUGAGGCGCUAUGAUCAGAGGGGUUGGUUUUCCAACUGGGAUAUAGAUCAGCCCAGUGUAUGGCUUACUGCUUGGGUUAUCAGAGCAUUGAAUUUUGCAAAUUAUGGAGAUUGGGAAAACAUCAUCUAUAUAGAUAGGAAGAUAUUUAACCAAACUGCUCUGUGGUUGACGACCAACCAGUCUCCAGCGGGUAGUUUCUUAGAAACACCCAUGUUUUAUAACAGCCUUGAUUCAAAGAUGAAAGACAAACGAUCGCUAACCGCUCAUGUGAUUCUUGGCUUGUUAUCAUGCUUACAAUUGCUCGAGGGCAGGACUAGAGUCGAGGCAAAUAAAGCAAUUAUUAAGGGAGUACAAUAUUUAGAAAAAAGGUUACCUGAUGAACCCUAUCCCCUGGCUUUGGUGACCCUAGCUCUGUACACGGCUCAGAGUGUUGUGAAGGAACAAGCAUUUUCCAAUCUCGAAAGGUUGAUAAAUCUUUCAGAAGGUGAUUUAGUUUAUUGGUCUCAGCAAGGAAUCCCUCCAGUUCCUAUAAAAAUACAAAACCAACGACCAUUCUUGGGACCGAGGAAUUAUACUGAAGGCAUUAGUGAGAGUAUCGAAACCACUGCACUUGCUCUUCUCUCGUCACUAAUGAGAGAGGGGGUCACUCCCCAAGCCGAUAGAAUAGUCUUGACCCUAAAUUCAUUGCGGAUGACAAAUAAUGGUUUUGUAUCAAUGACUGAUACAGUUUGGGCACUUGAAGCCUUAGUGGAAUAUGCAAACAGAGCACGUAUAAUGGAACUUACCAAACUUGAAGUGAAUUUAAACAGCGGUGUUGACCCAAAUUUUAAACACAUAGUUCACAUCACCAAUUCCUCAUUCAAUAAUGAAGAUAUAUUUGAGAUGGACAUUAGCUAUGGAGUAGAUUGGGAACCUCUCAAAGACAAGCCAUCUAGAGACAAUUUCAAUCUUAGAGUGAGGGAGUUCUAUUCUCAUGAGCGGAAUAAAUCAGCCAUAACCAUUGAAACUUGUAUGAGGCGUUUACGGGAAGAUCGCACAGGAGGAGCUGUUCUCGAAGUUGAAAUUCCUUCUGGUUACAGACUUGUAGAAACGGAAGCCAUAAGGCAAGGAUACAUUGUUCCUCAUUUUGUGGAUGCUCGAACAAAACCAGGUCUUACCCUCUGGAUUUUUGACCAUGUACCACUAGAAGAAAACUGUUUCAAUCAUACUGUAAGAAGGUGGUAUCCAGUAGCUAAUAUAUCACUUACUAGGCAGGCAUUGCUUUACGAAGUGGCAGCUAGAGGUGAGUAA